GAAAACACACGAAACGACAACACGACAGCACACGACAACACCUCCUUUGACCAGAGUAUUCACGACUUGUUUAAAUACUUUUAUCUUCCUGGCUGUUCCCCUCCUACCCUUUUCCCCCUGAAUUGAGACUCGAACAUCUUGCGCUCUGGUAUCUGCCACUACACACUCAUCAAUUCACCCAUCUUCUCUCCGGUAGCCUAAGCCGGAAUCACUAAUCCCCAAACCCCCUCCAAAUUUUUUUUCCUUUUCUUCCGCGAUAGAAGCAACCUCCCACCACCGCCGCUACCAACAAAAAAACAGAGGAUUCACGCAUCCACAUACCUCACUCCAAGCACUUUAUGAACAAAAUGGACGAAAUCCUCUUCCACGUCAUGAACAUCGCGCACAGCGCCACCAGCUACACAACAAUGCUCAAGACCCACAUGAUCAGUCCCCUAAAACAGUACGCCGCCUCGCAGCCAGACCUGAUGAACAUCGCCCUCCUCCUCGUGAUCGUCUACCUCUCGCUUUCGAUCCUUGGCAUGGCUAGUCGCUGGAUCUACUCGGUCGUCAUCACCACUCUGCGCCUGCUCCUUUUUGUCGUCGUGAUCGGUGGCGGGAUAUGGGUGUGGCAGCGCGGGCCGCAAAAGUCCCAGAGCGAUUUUCUCAAGGUCGUGGAGGUGGUCAGCGAGGGUGUUAGUGCUGCCGCGGCCGGGAAGGGGCCAGGCGGUGGGCCAGGCGGAAUGGGAGGCGCUGGAGCCGGAUUUGAGAGGCAGAGAUACGAGUAUUAGAGGUUACUCUUCGGUGAUCCCGAUGGGAAUUGGAAGGCGGUUAUAGAGGGUGGGGUAGCUUUGUUUUUCUUAUUUUUAUUUUUCUACUAUGCUAGCGCUGAUGAUGAUUACGACGAUGACUUGCUGAGCUCCUACUCACGGGUGAAUUGGAUGGAUGGAUGGAUGGAUGAGUGAGUGUGAGCAGGCAGGUGGGCAUGUAUUCUUUUGCCUUGAUAUAUCAUAGUUUUUUUUUUUCUCCCUCCCUUCCACGUCAACUUGUCGUUGUCCUUGAUACUUCUUUCCUUCCUUCCUUUCUCACCAGACCUACUUAAUACCGAAAGCCGGUAGCGCCGUCUUUUACUCUUCAUUCAAUCGUUCACUCUCGUUAGCUGUAUUGUUUCUUCGCCCUCGCUCCAAUCACGUUUCAUUUGCCCCCAUCCAGAGAGAAAAUAUGUACUGUACUCCAAUCCCUAGCUGUCAAAAUAAAGUUUCUCCAUAGAA
Molecule: messenger RNA, 1250 nt
Organism: Tuber melanosporum (Perigord truffle)
Lineage: Eukaryota; Fungi; Ascomycota; Pezizomycetes; Pezizales; Tuberaceae
Exons: 1
Coding region: 348-770 (140 amino acids)
Source: RefSeq, a predicted model, not a curated record